CAAAUUAAUACCAAAAAACAAACAAACAGAUAAAACGCCGGCGAUCUUUCGGGAACAAAACAACUGGCAACGCUUUCAAUGACGAAAUCAAUAUCCUUAUGGAUGUUGACCGAACGAUUGCUCAGGCAGUACUGCGAGAGCGUUGAAUAUUAUGAUAUUUGAACCUCGGGGUUGCCAGCUCAUUUCGACAUUCAUUUGCGUGACAAUAUUAAUACAAAACAGCAGUGCACGCCUGUGAAGUUAUUCCGCAUCGAUCUUAGAACAACUAAACAGACAUCGCACUAUAUUUUCUCUUUGUUGCGUGUGACGCAGGUGUACCAAACUAGGAUGGCUUUUACUCUACUACCUGAGUAAUCUGCAUCGUAUCGCAUUGUUUACGUUACGCAUGGAUUGAGAUCUGCCAUCCGGCAACGCUGGAAUAUUUUGUCGCGACAGUAUACGGUCACUUGGACUCAUAUCCAGAAAGAUAGGAGGCUACAAUUAGACUAUACCGGUACCCAACUGCACUGUAUCGCCGCUUAGAAAAACAUUGUGUAUACAAAACUGACGUCGUUCAGCAAAAAGAAUCUUGAUCUGAUAUAAACCCGUAAGGCGUGUCUGUUUGAAUAAUAUUGCUAUGUGCAUAGACUUAUUUGUGCGCGCUUAGCUGUGAAAACAUGGAAGGUCAACGGGCAAGUUCGCAACAGGAGCCGGCAGGUAAUGCUUCCGCUGAAGAGGCGGGAAGUACUCGCACUAGGAUAGCCCAGGCUAGGGUUGUAAGGGUUAAGGAAAAAGUCGAACCUGGACUAAAUGUGUCACUGAUAUUAGCCAUAUUCAUCAAUUUUGCGAUGAUUAUCGUUGGAAGUUUUGCCUUUGGAAAAUGCCCAGUGGAACCUUAUAUCCCUUUAUACUUGGUAGCAGUAGGAGCUGUAGGUUUCUUAGCAAAAUGCACUACCGCUGCCAGGAAAAUGAGUAACGUCCAGUACGCCGAAUCUACCAAGAUAGAGGCUGUGCUGUUUUCGGUCGAGGCAAUGUUUUUUGUACUUGGUAGUUUCUGGGUUUACAAUGCAUAUCCGCCAAGCUACGACCCAAACGAUGGUGCCAAGUACUGCCAGCGGACAGCGUAUCUCUUUGCUUUCAUCUACAUCUCAAUCAGUUACGCUUUAUUACUGGCAGCAAUCGCUGGAGUUCUGUGCUUUUUAUUCUGCAUUUGCUUUGUCGUUGCUACCAUAAAGGAUGAGGAUGCAGAAGCCAAUCUUCGAGAAAACGAACAUGCGACUGAACAAAUCUGAAAUUGUUGGGUUAUCCAAUCCAGCGUUCAAGUUCAGCGUGAAAGCUAGAGAUAGAACAUACACGUAUUCAUAUGAAGCCAAUUUAGUGGCCAAGGCAAAAUAACUAAAUUGGAAUUGAUGAAAUAUGUUUUAAUUAUUCUACUCAAUAAAUAUUUUUUAAUUUAUUAAAUGUACGAAAUGAGCACCUUGUUGUUGGCAAAGUUCAUUUCUCUCAGUUGUUUUGCGUAUUACAUUUUGAAGAUGCAUUGGUGUAACCCCCAACUCGUUUCGUGUAGCGGACGGUGUAUUAUAACCUCGUUUUUGAUUGUUUCCCAAAAAUAAAAAUCAAGCGGCGUUAGAUCGUAUGAUUUAAAUAUUUAAAUAAACAAAUUAAUUUCGAUCCAUCAUUUCCAAUCCAGAUUUCCCUGUCGCCUCAUUCCUGGCAAAUGCCAGUAAUUACUGACAAAACGGCAACACCGCAUAAAUGCAUAUUCGCCAGUUCACCUGAUGACGUCGUGAAUCAAAAAGUCCGAUACACUGAUACACAACAUCCUAAUCACCCACAUUGUAUUCAAACUACAAACAACAGACUUAUAAACAUUGCAAAACGAUUAUUGAGUCAUUGAUUGCAAGUUGUUGAUGUUGAUACAGGAUACGAAUACCUAAAACCUGUAUGUGUGUCGGUGUUAAAGAACUAAAAUAAAUGCUCUCUCGGUAAAUGUCUCUUUGCCAAUGUUGUUGAAAAUUUUAAGUGAUGGUGUAUUCAAAACUGUUGGUAAAACAUAAUUUGUAUUGUAUUUUAUAGUAUUUUUGUUCUUCUAUUAUAUUUGUAAUAUAAUAAUGUUUAAAUAAACACAAUAUAGCGAAUUCAUCCCCAUAUAUAGGGUGAUUAAUUUAGACUAGCAUUUCAGCAACAAGAGGUAUCAUCUCAGCCAACGCGACAGACUCUGUUUUUUCGACGGAUUGACUCUUCUACUGGUCUCUGUGUUUUUUGGUUUAAAUCAACGUCAAUGGCAUUGCACUUUUAAAUAUUUAUUAAAAAAAUACACAUUAAAGUAAAUAAUGAACAGAAAAUGCAUGCAGGUACCAUAUUUGCAGUCAGACAAAAUAAAGC
Acanthoscelides obtectus is the source of this 2364-nucleotide messenger RNA. The record is from the annotation of a GenBank genome assembly. Lineage: Eukaryota; Metazoa; Arthropoda; Insecta; Coleoptera; Chrysomelidae.